AUGUCAUUUACUUUGGGUGAUUUGUGGCUGAUUUCGGCACCAAAUGAAGGUUCUCCGCAAGAAACAUGGGAUAAAUUGAACCGAACUACUGGUAAUAUGUCCUGCAAUUACAAGUUCAGUGUUCCUGAUCUCAAAGUAGGAACUUUGGAUCAGUUGGUUGGUUUAUCUGAUGAUUUAGCGAAAUUGGAUGCGGCUGCUGAACAAGUGACACGAAAAUUGGUUCAGUACUUUGCUGAUGUUUUGGAAGACGAACGGGACAAGCUGCAAGAAAAUCUUGUCGUGGGUGGUAAAGAUCUGAAAACAUUUGUCACCAAAUUCCAGUGGGAAGGAGCUAAAUAUCCUUUGAAGCAAUCUCUAAAAGUUCUCAGUGAUAUUAUUGGCAAGCAAAUCACUCAAAUUGAUAAUGAUUUAAAAACCAAAUCUUCUACUUAUAACAACCUCAAAAAUAGUCUAGCAUCUAUAGAUCGAAGAGCGACGGGUAGCUUAUUAACGAAAGAUUUGUCAGAAAUCGUAAAAGCCGAUGAUUUCAUCCUCAAUUCCGAAUAUUUGCAAACGUUGUUGGUUGUCGUGCCGAAGACAUUAGCAAAAGAAUGGCAGCAGAAGUAUGAAACCUUAUCUGACAUGGUCGUUCCUGGAUCAAGUCAUUUAAUCACCGAAGAUAGUGAUCAGAUAUUGUUUUCUGUUACGUUAUUCAAAAAAGUGAUUGAUGAGUACAAAACUCACUGCAGAGAAAAUAAGUUUAUCGUGCGAGAUUUCGUUUAUGAUGAGGAGUCGCUAAAAGUGGGCCGUAAUGAGCGUGAUAAAUUAGUGCAAGAAAAGCAACGUCAAUAUGCUCCACUUGUCAGAUGGCUGAAAAUCAAUUUUGGUGAAAUCUUCUCAGCUUUCGUUCAUGUUAAAGCGUUACGAUUGUUUGUCGAAAGUGUCUUGAGAUACGGUCUGCCUGUCAAUUUCCAAGCAGCUCUGAUAGAACCAAAUAAGAAUUCUCAUAAGAAAUUACGGACCUUACUCCACAAUCUUUACUUACAUUUGGAUGCAUCUGCUGCUAGUCCAAUUGAGGCUAUUGAGGAUAAUCCAACAUUGAUGUCGUUGGGUAUGCAUGACUACUAUCCAUAUGUUUUUUUCAAGAUGAAUAUUGAUUUUGUCGAAACGAAGAGAUGA
Messenger RNA from Thelazia callipaeda (thelaziosis nematode), 1158 nucleotides. NCBI's taxonomy places the organism in Eukaryota, Metazoa, Nematoda, Chromadorea, Rhabditida, Thelaziidae. The record is from the annotation of a GenBank genome assembly.